This is a messenger RNA of Ailuropoda melanoleuca (giant panda), 2075 nucleotides long. RefSeq names its product caspase recruitment domain family member 9 (gene CARD9). The coding region runs from base 490 to 1983 and encodes 497 amino acids. Gene Ontology annotation, cellular component: cytoplasm. The record is from RefSeq and is a predicted model, not a curated record. Lineage: Eukaryota; Metazoa; Chordata; Mammalia; Carnivora; Ursidae. Gene Ontology annotation, molecular function: CARD domain binding. Gene Ontology annotation, biological process: positive regulation of canonical NF-kappaB signal transduction; regulation of apoptotic process. The transcript is spliced from 12 exons.
GGCCGAGUGUGUGGGCCCCCACGGAGAUCCCAGAGUUGGGCCCAAAGCCCGGGGUCUACAGUUGCCCGUUGUAAGCUGCCCGCACUGCUGGCUCCUAGCCAGCCCCUGCUGGUGAAGCCUCCGGAAGCCCAUGUCCAGGCCAGAGUAGGCUGGAUGGUGCGUUGGCCUCCUCCAGCCCCAGGGAGGGUCUUUGCUCACACUUCCACUUAGUGGGUGCCAGGGCUGGGCCUCCAGGCCUCCGAGCAAGACUUCCACUUCCCUCCGCCCCGCCUCCGGGGCCCUGGGCCAGGCGGGAGGACUGCCAGUCUCCGUGGAGCUAACCAGCACCAUCAGGAAGUGUACGGCUUUCUUCCUGGGCUCUGCGGGCCGGCCAGCAGCACCUCCCCCCGUUCAUCAGAUCGGGGUGGCCCAGGCUGACCAGCGUCCCACUGCCCAGGUGCCCCUCCAGGACCCUGAGCUCUCCCACCAGCUGUACCCGGGGCCUCCGCGAUGUCAGACUAUGAGAACGAGGACCAGUGCUGGAGUGCUCUGGAGAGCUUCCGCGUGAAGCUCAUCUCUGUCAUCGACCCCUCACGCAUCACGCCCUACCUGAGGCAAUGCAAGGUGCUGAACCCCGAUGACGAGGAGCAGGUGCUCAGUGACCCCAGCCUGGUCAUCCGCAAGCGGAAAGUGGGCGUGCUCCUGGACAUCCUGCAGCGGACUGGCCACAAGGGCUACGUGGCCUUCCUCGAGAGCCUGGAGCUCUACUACCCGCAGCUCUACAAGAAGGUCACAGGCAAGGAGCCCACCCGUGUCUUCUCCAUGAUCAUCGACGCAUCCGGGGAGUCAGGCCUGACGCAGCUGCUGAUGAGCGAGGUGCUGAAGCUGCAGAGGAAAGUGCAGGACCUGAACCAGCUGCUGAGCUCCAAGGACGACCUCAUCAAGGAGCUGCGGGUGAAGGACAGCCUGCUCCGCAAGCACCAGGAGCGUGUGCAGCGGCUCAAGGAGGAGUGUGAGGCGGGCAGCCGCGAGCUCAAGCGCUGCAAGGAGGAGAACUACGACCUAGCCAUGCGCCUGGCCCGCCAGAGCGAGGAGAAGGGCGCCGCGCUCAUGCGCAGCCGCGACCUGCAGCUGGAGAUCGAGCGGCUGAAGCACAGCCUCAUGAAGGCGGAGGAUGACUGCAGGGUGGAGCGCAAACAUACGCUGAAGCUCAGGCACGCCAUGGAGCAGCGGCCCAGCCAGGAGCUCAUGUGGGAGCUGCAGCAGGAGAAGACUUUGCUGCAGGCUCGCGUGCAGGAGCUGGAGGCCACCAUGCAGGAGGGGAAGCCAGACAAGAGCAGCCCCUACAUCCAGGUGCUGGAGGAGGAUUGGCGACAGGCGCUUCAGGACCACCAAGAGCAAGCCAACACCAUCCUCUCUCUGCGCAAGGACCUGCGGCAGGGCGAGGCUCUGCGCGCCCGGUGCGUGGAGGAGAAGGAGAUGUUUGAGCUGCAGUGCCUGGCGCUACGGAAGGACUCCAAGAUGUACAAGGACCGCAUCGAGGCCAUCCUGCAGCAGUUGGAGGAGGUGGCCAUUGAGAGGGACCAGGCCAUCGCCACACGGGAGGGGCUGCACGCACAGCACUCUCGGAGCCUGCAGGAGAAGGACGCGCUGCGGAAGCAGGUCCGGGAGCUGGCCGAGAAGGCGGACGAGCUCCAGCUGCAGCUCUUCCAGCGCGAGGGCCAGCUGCUGGCCUUGGAGGGCAGGCUCAAGCGGCAGCAGCUGGACGCGCUUGUCCUGAGCUCUGACCUAGAGGACAGCUCACCCAGGAACUCCCAGGAGCUCUCGCUCUCCCUGGACCUGGAGGCCGUCCAGCUCUCAGACAAAGGCGGCCCGGCCAACAGAGACAGCCCCCAGCAGCCCUCUGUGGCUCUGCAGGAGGAGCGGCUUCUAUUGACCGCCAACGUAAGGCCGUCCCGGGGUCCCUGCUGCCCUGGGGUGCCGCUGGCAUGGGCCUCAGUGUGACCGAGCCCAGGAAGGGACGCAGGCCAGGGCGGCGGGGAGCCCCCCGAGAAGGAGCGGCGGCGCCUCAAGGAGAGCUUCGAGAACUACCGCAG